Molecule: messenger RNA, 1975 nt
Organism: Eruca vesicaria subsp. sativa (arugula)
Lineage: Eukaryota; Viridiplantae; Streptophyta; Magnoliopsida; Brassicales; Brassicaceae
Source: the annotation of a GenBank genome assembly
CAUCACUGUGUGCUCUCUUCUCAGAGGGUAAAGUUCCAAAGACAUGAAGAAAAAACUCCUCUGAAUUUAUAGAACAAAAAAGCUCUUACCUUUAUAUCUCUCUGAUGGGUGGUUUAAUCGAUUUGAACGUUACUGAGGAAGAAGAAGAAGAGGAAACACUCUCUUCAGCUUCUGGGUCUCUCUCUCCUUCUAAUUCGUCUUCGUUAGCGUUUGCUCUAAGUGGGUCUUCUGGUGUUUGUCUUGAGCUGUGGCACGCUUGUGCUGGACCCCUUGUCUCUCUUCCCAAAAGAGGAAGCUUUGUGUUUUAUUUUCCUCAGGGACAUUUUGAACAAGCCUCCGAUUUCUCCGCCGUGAUUUACGGGUUGCCUCCUCACGUGUUCUGUCGUAUUCUUGAUGUUAAGCUUCAUGCAGAGAGAGAUGGUGAUGAAGUUUAUGCUCAAGUCUCUCUUCUUCCUGAGUCUGAGGACAUUGAGAGGAAAGUGCGUGAGGGAGUUGUAGAUGUUGAUGGGGGAGAGGAAGAUUAUGAAGUGUUUAAGAGGUCUAAUACUCCUCACAUGUUCUGUAAAACCCUUACUGCUUCUGAUACAAGCACUCAUGGAGGCUUCUCUGUUCCUCGCCGUGCGGCCGAGGAUUGCUUCCCUCCUCUGGACUAUAGCCAGCCCCGUCCUUCUCAGGAGCUUCUUGCCAGGGAUCUUCAUGGCCUAGAGUGGCGAUUUCGCCACAUCUAUCGAGGUCAUGAUGGCAAACUGCGUUUGGGAGUUAGAAGAGCUGCUCAAUUUGAAGGCGCUUCUGCUUUCUCAACUCAGUAUAAUCAGAAUAUGAAUCACAACAACUUCGCUGAAGUAGCUCAUGCCAUAUCUACCAAUAGCGCUUUCAACAUUUACUACAACCCCAAGUCAAGCUGGUCAAACUUCAUAGUCCCUGCACCCAAGUUCUUGAAGAUUGUUGACUAUCCAUUUUGUAUUGGUAUGAGAUUCAAAGCGAGGGUUGGGUCUGAAGAUGCCUCUGAGAGAAGAUCCCCUGGGAUUAUAACUGGAAUCAGCGACUUGGAUCCUAUCAGGUGGCCUGGUUCUAAAUGGAGAUGCCUUUUGGUAAGGUGGGACGACAAGGAGGCAAACAGGCAUCAUCAGCGCGUUUCACCAUGGGAGAUUGAACCAUCUGGUUCAGUCUCCAAUUCAGGCAGCUUCAUAACAACAGGUCCUAAAAGAAGCAGGAUUGGCUUUACUGACAUUCCUGUCUCUGAGGGGAUCCACGCCACAGACUUUGAGGAAUCACUAAGAUUCCAGAGGGUCUUGCAAGGUCAAGAAAAAUUUCCGGGUUUCAUCAACACCUCUUCUGAUGGUGGUGCUGGUGCCAGGAGAGGCCGGUUCAAAGGAACGGAGUUCAGUGACUCUUAUGGGUUUCAUAAUGUCUUACAAGGUCAAGAAACAGUUCCCGCCUACUCAAUGACCCCUCAUCAGCAGCAGGGGUUGAGCCAGGGGAACAUAUGGUGUGCCCCGUUUCAGAACUUUAGUAGCCGUAUCCUCCAGCCAUCUUCAGUUCAGGUGUCAUCAUCACCCUCUUCUGUCUUGAUAACCAACUCGAACAGUCCUAACGGUGGUCUGGAAGAUCAUCAUGGAGGUUCAGGCAGGUGCAGGCUGUUUGGUUUCCCACUGAGGGAUGAGCCUACUGCGAUGGUUGUCCCUUGCGUUGAAGGGGGGAAAGGUGUUUCUGAUGUUCAAAGCAAUCAUCAUCAUCACUCACAGGGGAGAGACAUGUAUGGCAUGAGAGAUAUGUUGCUAGACAUUGCUCUCUAGCGUUAUUUGGUUUUAUGUGUGUUUGUUUGCUUGCUUGCUUGCGCCUUAAGUAAGUUCUAUUUUUAGUUGAUUUGUUUUGAAGAUGACUUGCUAGCUUAACUUUCGGAUGUUACAAGUUGAUGACUUUUGUAAACUUGGUAGCUUCGUUCCAGAAUGGUUUUUAUUAAGUUGAAGUUAAA